AUGAAACUUCUCGCAUUGUCACGACUUUGGCUCCCAAUCUACGUCGGUGCUGAAACUCCAACAGCUACCCUCGACUCAGGCCCAAUCUUUGGUCUCACCACAACUCUCCCUGCUGCUUCGCCCGUGAACAAGUUUCUCGGCAUUCCGUAUGCCGCCAAACCAGAACGGUUCAGCCGUGCAACGAAGCCUGAACCAUGGACAAGGUUGUUGAAUGCGACCGUGUUUGGUCCUUCAUGCAGACAACUAUUUGUCCAAAGUGGUGGGUCUGUCUAUAAUUCAUGGAAUGAAGCUAACGAUGUAGAACUCACACCAGAGAUUGAUCUGCUCAAAGGACUGUUCAAUACAGCAUCCCGUGAGAGUGAAGACUGUCUCUUCAUCAAUGCCUUCGCUCCAGCAGACCCCCACCCUUCAAGGGCUGUGCUAUUGUUCAUCAGUGGCGGUGGAUGGCAGCAGGGUAACGGAGAAAUUGACCUCAGCGGCUUCGCGGCGUAUGAAGACAUCGUCGUCUUUACCUUCAAUUACAGAACAAAUGAAAUAAACCUCGGCAUCCAUGAUCAGCAGCUCGCUCUCGAAUGGGUUCAACGGAAUGCUCGUGCCUUUGGGGGUGAUCCCGACAAAGUCACCAUCUGGGGUGAAUCUGCAGGCGCCAUGUCUGUAGAUUUGCAUGUUGACCGACACGCAUCUCCAUUCCGCGCCGCAGUGAUGUUUUCUGGUCAAAUGGCUGUUGGAUAUCUCGGAAGCACUGCCAGGCAUCAUGAUACUUCGUACUGGGAUAAUCUGACAACUGCAGUUGGCUGUCAAGGACCAGACCAGCUACAGUGUAUGCGAGAUGUACCAGCAGACGACCUCGUCAAUGCCAUGAGUACAGCUGGAAGUGCGUUUCUGCCGAUAACCGACAAUGUGACAAUUCUGAGUGGCAGAGCUGAAAGAUGGAUGAGCGGAGAUGUUGCGCGAGUGCCUGUGCUCAUGGGAACGGUCGCCGAGGAAGGCAGAGGACUGAUAAACAGAAACAUCUCGCUCGAGACAUUCUUCGGGGCCUAUCUCUCUGAGCCACUGGUCAACAAAACCCAACAGACGCAAAUUCUUGAGGCUUACCACCCCAUCAAGACCGACUUUGACACUGCUGCAGCAAUCUAUACAGACUUUGUCUGGCAAUGCCCCCAAGCCAUCCUCGCCAACAUUUCAGCCUCGGUCAACCCAACAUGGCGAUUCUACUUCAAUGCCUCGGUCACAAGCCUUUUAGACGACAAAUACUCCUGGCUAGGCAAAUUUCACGGCUCGGACGUCCUCCUACUCUUCAGUUCGCCAACCUUUGACGCAAUGUCACCACAACUGUACACAUUUGCGGAGUAUCUUCGAGGAGUUGUGGGGAAAUUCGUCAGAAACCCGCAAGCUGGACCAGGCUGGCCCGUUGGAUCGAGAUAUGUUGCGAACCUGGGAGAUGUCGGACAGACCCAAACGUCAGGACCUUCAAUCAUCGACCAAAAGGCGCUGGAUCAGAGAUGCAGGCUAUACGAGUCGAUUUAUCCUCUCAUCGAGGAGUAUGUGUUAGUUUAA
Fusarium musae is the source of this 1557-nucleotide messenger RNA. RefSeq lists its product as uncharacterized. The record is from RefSeq and is a predicted model, not a curated record. Bases 1 to 1557 code for a protein of 518 amino acids. The transcript has 3 exons. NCBI's taxonomy places the organism in Eukaryota, Fungi, Ascomycota, Sordariomycetes, Hypocreales, Nectriaceae.